This is a messenger RNA of Tetrapisispora phaffii CBS 4417, 1074 nucleotides long. RefSeq lists its product as uncharacterized. Lineage: Eukaryota; Fungi; Ascomycota; Saccharomycetes; Saccharomycetales; Saccharomycetaceae. Bases 1 to 1074 code for a protein of 357 amino acids. The record is from RefSeq and is a predicted model, not a curated record. The transcript has a single exon.
AUGUACGAAGGCUCGGCUAUUCCUAGUUCAUUGCUUCCCCAGAUGAAUUCCAUCUGGUUAGAUGAGGAUCAAGAGGCUGAAAAAAUAUAUGGCAUUCAAUCAGAACAAUUUAUGCUAAAUGAUGAAGAGACUCCAUAUGGAGUCACAAUUGUAAAUAGUGAUAAGCCAUUAUUACAAAAUAAAAAUAAUAUCAAGUUACCUUCAAUGACUAACAUUAAGACUACAAAUCCCAAAAAAUUUGGACAUAAGAAAAAAAAAUCAAAGGAUUUUUUAAAGAUGUUCACUGGUAAGGAUUCUUCGAAUAAAACAGAGCUUAAAACAAUAUCAUCCCCAUUCGGAUUCAAACAUAUCUCACACGCGGGGAAGAAUAUAUAUGAGCAACCAGAAUUGGUGGCGCAUGAACAAGAAAUUACUUCAAUUGAACGUCCUGUUUCUCAACAAUUAACAUCACCAAAACCUGGUCAUAUGAAAUCAUUAAGUAAAGCUUUCGUGACGGAGUCCAUCCCAUUAAAUACUUCAGAAAGCUUUAGUAGGUAUUUGAAUACUCAGAGACAUUCUGGCAAUUCUUCGAAUUUUAAGAGAAUUUCUAAUUCUACACCUGAUUCAGAGAGAAUUAUGUCUAUAUCUACUAUGGGAACAUCUGUUUUAUCAGAUGCUUAUAGUACAAAGACAACUGGUUUAACUUAUAUUGAGAAACAUUAUGCUGUGAAGCACAUGGCAACCAAAUCCGACGUAAGUGAAGUUUCAUUAGAUUUCUUAAAGAAUUAUACUUUUCCUUCGGUACUAAAAGAAGAAGAAGGAGGAGGAAUUGCCAAUACCUACAAUGUUGAAUUGUUAAAUCCAAUUUCCUCCGAACAAGAAGAUGAUCUAAAAUUCAAGUUUGAAAAAUCAUUAAAUAUAUCAUCUCCUACUUCUAAUAGACAGAGAUCAAAUUCAGAUCCAAACCUAUUAGCUACACCGCAGUUAGAGAGUACAUGGUUUGAAAAAACAUCUAGUCCAAGAAAGUCAUUGGAUGAUGAUAUUCUUAUGUACUACUUAGCUCCUAGCAGUAUGGACUCUCCUUUAUGCCGUUGA